Molecule: messenger RNA, 1434 nt
Organism: Schistocerca piceifrons (Central American locust)
Lineage: Eukaryota; Metazoa; Arthropoda; Insecta; Orthoptera; Acrididae
Product: piggyBac transposable element-derived protein 3-like
Exons: 3
Coding region: 1-1434 (477 amino acids)
Source: RefSeq, a predicted model, not a curated record
AUGUGGAGAGACAAACACAUUGAAACAAGGAACUAUGAAUACAGAUAUAGUGAAGGGCCUAUGGAAGAAUUAUUACAGGAUUGCCACACAGCUACUGAUGUUUUUAUUUUCAUUUUGAAGCCAAUUGUAGAAGACAUAGUUUUCCAGACCAAUCUUUAUGCAACGCAGAAGGGAAAAAUUUUAAAUCUGAAGGAACAUGAGCUGCUUGUUUUUUUGGUAAUUAAUUUAUUUAUGGGUUACCACAAGCUGUCGUCGUGGAAACACUACUGGUCUGCAUGUGAUGACCAUGUUAUUUCUAUUGUAAGGCGAUGCAUGAGUAGGGACAGGUUUGAUUUUAUUUUGAUUAAUUUAUAUGUUAAUGAUAACACAAAAAUUCCAGAAAGAAACACUGAUAAAUUGUAUAAAAUACGCCCGCUUCUGACUGCUUUGAAUAAGCAAUUUAUGUCCAUAUACAGGGGCACUAGAGAACUCAGUAUUGAUGACUCAAUGAUUGUCUUCAAGGGAAGAAGUAGCAUAAAGCAAUAUAAUCCAUUAAAACCAAUCAAAAGAGGCUAUAAACUAUUGGCAAUUUGUGAUAAAAAAGGAUACACACUCAAUUUUGAAGUGUAUCAAGGUAGAAAUGAGACACUGGAGAAGGACUUUGACGGGUACGGUGUAGAAGAGAGAGUAGUACUGAAAUUGUCUAAACAGUAUUGGAGUCAGUACAGAAAAUUGUACUUUGACAUUUUUUUUACUUCUAUUCCACUUUUGGAGAAAUUAAAAUCCGUAAAUACAUUUUCCUGUGGAACAAUUAGAACAAACAGGAAAGGUUUGCCAGCGAAUUUACCAAGAGAAAAAUGUCUAAAGCGUGGGGAAUCAGAUCACAGAGUGUCAUCUGUAGACCCAUCAGUAUUUCAAUGGAGGGGCAAUAAAGUAGUAUAUUUUGCGUCAAACAUCCAUGGCACUGAACAGAGCGUAGCGUCAAGAAAACAGAAAGAUGGAACUGGUAUGACUAUACCAUGUCCAGUUAUUGUAUGUGAUUACAAUAAAAACGUGGGUGGUGUGGAUCAUGCAGACAGAUUACGUUCAACUUAUGGUCUUGACAGUGAUCUACGUGGGGCACUGCCACUGCUGGAAUUCAGGCGUGCUGUGGCACUAGGGCUAAUGAAUGAACAGCAAGUACCAAAUCUCAAAAAGAGAAACUCUGGUAAAGAUGAAAUAACUCCCCCAAAGAGAAGGAAAGAUAACUUUCCUGUUCCUAAGGAUGUACGUCUUGGCAACCAAGGAAACCAUUUUGUAGUGUUCAGUUGUAAAAGAGGACGAUGCAAAAUGUGUGCGAAAAAUAAAAUUCAGUCGAGACCACAUUCACAAUGUAGUACAUGUAAAGUGUACUUGUGCUGCAAUGAGAAAAAGAACUGUUUUCUACAAUUUCAUGAGGUAUCACUAAAUAUGUGA